This is a messenger RNA of Fulvia fulva, 810 nucleotides long. RefSeq lists its product as uncharacterized. The transcript is spliced from 2 exons. The record is from RefSeq and is a predicted model, not a curated record. Lineage: Eukaryota; Fungi; Ascomycota; Dothideomycetes; Mycosphaerellales; Mycosphaerellaceae. Gene Ontology annotation, biological process: DNA damage response. Gene Ontology annotation, cellular component: external side of plasma membrane. The coding region runs from base 1 to 810 and encodes 269 amino acids.
AUGGAAGCCACGAAGUCCACCCGUCCCCUGGACCCCGCUACGUUCGAAGUAACCGUCACUGGGAAAGCAGAGAUCCCUCACCCAGCUGAACGCGGACUGAUCAAUGUCACCGUCGCAAGCGCAGGCCAAAAUAAGGCAGCCGUCUCGGACGAAGUUGUUACGACAGCCAAGCAUAUCGAGGCCCUGCUGUCCGAGUUAUGCCCUAAGGACGACUCUCCCGAGGCUAAGGCAGCCUCUCCAUUGGCACACUGGGACAAAACUUCCUUGUCAGCAACAUCGUACGUCCCUCGGGACAAGGACGGCAAUGAAAAGCCACGACAGUACGACGCAUCAGUGACCUUCGACAUCCGUUUCAAGGAGUUCAAGGCUUUGGGUCGAUUCGGCACAAAAGUAUCAUCUCUCAACCACGUUGAAGUGCAAAACAUCAGCUGGAUCCUGACCGCCGAGACCGAGAAAUCUUUCCAAUCAAAGCUGCGUCGUGAUGCAGCGAAGGAUGCCAUGGACAAAGCCCGAGACUAUUGCGAAGUGCUGCAGUGCACGAACCUUCGUCCAAUCGAGCUGGAAGAAGGUCGGUCCCACACGGGGGUCUAUCGACCGAACUACAGCUAUGGCAUGAGCCAGGAUGUGGGCUCACGCAGGAUGCAUCAGAGUGCUCAGGCCUCCAUGCAGAGCAUGCAGCGUGCCCGACAGAGCCACCCUGGCUCGGACAGCAGGUCAGAGGAUCUUGAGUUCAGGCCACAGGAGGUGCGAUUGUCGAUGGACGUUACCAUCAAGUUUCACGCAGACCCAGCAACUGCUCGUAGCGCGUAG